AACCACAUCUUUUGCUUGUUAUCCCUUUUUUUUCUCCAACCCUCCCAGCAACCUUCUGCCCCGUUAUCAGUCGCCACCAAAACACUAAAACGUCCUCUUCCCCACCCAUUGCUUUCCUCCGCAACGCUUGCCAAUCUUUUGCCGAUCCAGCGGAACGCCCCGGACGACGGGCUCAUUUGGUGCCUGCAAUCCUUCUUGCGGUUCCGUGCUGCAGCGUCUACCGGUGAUCCACAUCGUGAAUUGGUCGAGGCAGACCGAGGAUCCUGAGUUCGAAAGCAAAAUAAACAAGAAACAAGAGUGUGCAAGGAGGAAGAGGGGGCAGGAAUUGUCAACAGGAUUGAGGGAGAAGAAGGGCGGUCGCGCCGAGUGCUUGCAUCCGCUCUGCACCACACCACCAGUACCACCACCACGCAGCUCACACGCCAUGCACUUGCCCAGAGUGAAGCCGCGGGAAGCUGCUGUCCAGAGGAGCUUGUCCCAGACCAACAGGUCCCUCAUAGCUGUCGGCAUCAUCGCUGGAGUCGUUUUCGUCCUCCUCAUCAUCGUCUACACCUGCAACCGCAAAUACCGCGGCGGCAAAAACAAGUCCUCCACCAAGAAGCCCCGCGACAAACUCCCCUCGCUCUUCAAACCCAGCACAUGGCGCAAUCCUGACCAGCGCGGCCAAUACUCGACGAGCCUCCAGGGUAACGAACUGAGCGCCACCAGCUACCAUGGCCGCCGACAAGCCAACGGCUCCGUCUCCAUUGCCGAUGCAGACCGCCAAAACACCAACGAAGCCACCGCCGGCGUCGACCGCAACACCUCCGUCCGCAGCGUCAUGACCUUACCCGCCUACGCCCCCACCGCCCGCGAGAACGAACAGAUCCUCGGCAGGGAGGGUGAGCGAGGCGGCAUCGACACCGUCCUCGAGUUCCCCGAAACCAACGACGAGGAAGAAGGCAGGCGAGAGGGCGAAAUGGAAUCCCUCUACCAGAUCCGCGUCGCCCGCCGCGCCGAAGCCCGCGAGCGCGAAGAACGGCGGCAAGCCCGUCGCGAAGCCCGUCUACGAGGCGACCACGAGACCCUCGCCGAGCUCCGCAGGAGAGCAGAGCAGGCCGCCGAAGAAUCCGUCUCGCAGAUGCUCAUCGCCGAACACCAGACGGCCAACCGCGAGCGCCGCGUAUCCUCUGUCCAGUACGGCGAUCUGGGCGUCGCCCGCCACGACGGCACCCGACUCCGCGCAAACUCCUCCGAAAGCGAUAACCGCCCCCUCCUCGACUCGGCCGCCUCCAUAUCAGGCCUCAGCGGCCGCUCUCGAGCCGUCAGCAGCAACACCCUCAACACCUCGUCGCAUUACCGCGGCGCGUCCGCUUCCUCGGUCCUCUCCGUCUCCUCGCGCGGCUCCGACGAAUUCGACUUUCCAGACCCCACCCAAUCCCGCUCCAAUUCCACCGCCAACCCAAUCUCCAGCCCCCUCCACGCUUCCGAAUCCCCAGACAUUGCAGACUCGUUUGAAGUCAUUUCGCACCCGCCCCCCACACACUCGCGCUCCGGCAGCAGAGUCUCCACCCCCAGUUUCGCUCCCCCGCUACAUGCCCCGCCGUUACAUAUCCCACAUGAUGACGCCCCCGCGUAUGAAGAUCCCCCCACGUAUACGAGCCCUGUUGCUACCCGUGCCCCGACUCUGCCUACGCAGACGCCUGGCGAGGGAGGAGCGCCCAUGCUGCCGAGCUUGGAGCGGUUGCCCAGUAUACAUAUUACCACGGAUGGAAGUGGUGGCGGUGGGGGGAGGGAUGGUGCGAGGUAACAUUUGUGGGUUUGGUGGUGGAGAAAGCAACGAAGAAGGACAUUCGGUGUAACGAGAGCGAAAGAGGGGGGGGAGAGAGUGUGUGUGUAUGUUAAAGAGAGAAAGAGACGACAAGGGAGAGAAAGCAGCAGCAGCAUUUCACGAAAUCAUCUGAUUAAACAUGGCUUAAACUUGACCCUUUUUUUUAUAUAUAUAAAAUCUUUUUUAUUUGCUAUUUAAUAUUCAUUUACUUUUAUUCUUUUUCCUUAUCCCACCGUUACCUAGGUAUCUUUAUCCUCUUCUUGUAUUCCUCUGCAAAAAAAGGAGAGAGAAGGGGAAGAAAAAUCCAUUUUGUAAACUUCUUCUUCUUCUUCUCUUUUCUCUCUUUUUUUUUUUUACUAAUAUGU
Molecule: messenger RNA, 2175 nt
Organism: Periconia digitata
Lineage: Eukaryota; Fungi; Ascomycota; Dothideomycetes; Pleosporales; Periconiaceae
Source: the annotation of a GenBank genome assembly